UUUUGUUUAUUGUGCAACAUUUAAAUAGAUGGGGUUUAUUGCAAAAAUUCUGUCUUGACCAAAGUUAAUUAACACUCAGGUAUUUGUCUUACCUGCAUAGCAACUAUGCAAUUCAACUCAAUGUAACCAACACAGCCAUACUGUAAGUGUCCUGUAAGAAUUACGUUCCCGUGCUGUUUGCCACGUAAAUGCAAGAAAUUCACCGGGCGGAUAUCCCACGCUUUAUAGAACGAGAGAAGAAAUCCUCCAAGCCAUCCUGGCAGGAUCUGAUUAUAUUGAACAUUCCUUCCAACAAUGUGCAAAAUGUAUGCCGUAAGACAUUGUAAGAGGACCUAUGUUUAUUUGUCUAAGCUAGAGACCACAUGUGCUGAUCAAUGUUUAACCAUUCAGUUUAGGGACGCCCAUCAACCAUGCUGAACAAGGUUUAAAGUUCAAUUUGGACUGAGUUAACACAGCUGGUUGGGAGCGAGCUGCAAAAUAGAGGACAACAUACACGUUAAAAUUGCUCAAAGCAGAUAUUUUUUCAAGCUGAACAGCUCAAGAUAGAGAAGACAUCCAAUAGGCCUUCCUGUGCUAGACGUUCUGUCUUCAAGGGUUCAAGGGCAGUCAUUGAAGGACAAAAGUUUGACGGCGCAAGUGCAAGGUACCUGCCAACUAGUCUUGUACCUGACAGCUGUCAAUCUUCACAACAUCAAUAUCAAAGUUAUGGAGUACAUCAUGAGUAAGAGGCCACCAUGUGUGCUGAUGUUCCUCCUGGUUCUCCUGAGGGUGUUGGGAACAACAGAUGCCUGCGACUGUUCAGCAUCAACAACAUACUGCAACUGCGUCGGUCUGAACCUCACCAGUGUGCCACAGAACCUCCUCACAAACACCACACGCUUGUUUUUGAAACAGAAUCAAAUUACCACUUUAAGUCAGUCUGAUUUCUCACGGUAUAGAAGCUUGAAAAGUUUAGAUCUUGCUUAUAAUCACAUUUCUGUCAUCAAUAGCCAAGCAUUCCAUCACUUGUCAAGCUUGACGGCACUAUGGCUCAUCCAUAACCGUCUGACAAGCCUCAGAGCUGACAUGUUUACAGGGCUGGUAAAAUUGGACACACUUUUCAUAUACAAUAAUGACAUCAACGACAUUCAGGCUGGAACUUUCGAUUCUACACCAAAUCUGAGAAGCUUAUACAUGUAUUACAACAAGUUAACAACCCUCCGAGCUGACAUGUUCACAGGGCUGGGAAACUUUAAGGGCCUUUACCUAAAUAAUAAUGACAUCACUGACAUUCAGCCUGGGACCUUCAAUCAAACACCACUGCUGAAAAACUUAUUCCUGAACAACAACAAGUUAACAAGCUUAAAAUUCGACAUGUUCACAGGGCUGGGAAACGUGCAGGGCCUUACACUAGAUGGCAACAACAUCAUGAACAUUCAGGCUCGAACGUUCAAUUCAACACCACAACUAGUAAACUUGAACCUAGAAAACAACCAAAUUCAGUCCCUUCCAUCCAAUUUACUGGUAAAUCUACUUCAGCUGGGAUCCCUCAAAUUGUCUCACAACAAAAUGACAAUGUUCCCGUUUGAAGAAUUGUCAGACGUUCAAACUAUUUCUUUUCUAUAUGGUCACAAUAACAAAUUGACGACUCUUCCCUCAAUGGCCUAUGACGUAUUUUCAUCAAUCUCUUAUGUAAACAUUGAAAACAACCCCUGGCAGUGUGACUGUGGGAUGGUUCCCUUUAAGUUGAAGAUGACAGGAUCGUAUCCUUUUGAAGACCAGAUCAAUUGUUCUCAACCCGAUCACCUCACUGGACUAAAGCUUAAAAAUGUCAAGCUCGAAAAGCUUUUCUCAGAAUGUGUAGAACCAACAAUUGUGAGAUUUGAGAGAGAUGACAGCAAGGUAUCGGUACAGGGGGGAAAUCUCCAACUGGUCUGUGAAGCGUCUGGAUUCCCCACACCAGACAUCACAGUCAUCCCCCCAUCAGGACUGAAUGCUACUGCAGAGUCCGGUGGGAGGAUAACUGUGGAGGUGAACGGUGCCAUCACCAUAACCAGAGUUACUGCAGCAGAUGCUGGUCUGUAUGUCUGUAUCGCAUCAAAUCCGGUUGGCUCCACGUUUGCGGUCUUCUCUACUGGGGUAAUUUCUUCUCGCAGUUUCCCCCUCCCAGUUUUUGCUGGCUCUCUGUGCGGUGCAGUAGUUGGCACUCUCCUCAUUGUUGCUAUUGUUCUCACAAUCUGCAAAACAUGCACCAGGAUUCGUUCUGAACCACCUGCAGCAGACCCUAACGUCGUUUUAUCGACACUAAUGCCCCAGUCGCAGGGAGAGGGUUCAUCCACCAGUGAUGACUAGUGGAUGUAUCAUCGCAUCUAUCUUUAAUGCCCCACCGCAUACUCACAGAAACUUCAAAGUCUGUAUGGAGGCUGUUAUCAAGAUUCCCAGCAUACCCGGGAAAGCAAAUGCUCCUGUACCAUUAUCAUUAGCUAUACCUAACACCAGGAGGGAACAAGACAAUAACCAUGACCCACAUCACUAUCAGUCUCUGAGGGAUCUGAAAAGCCAAGCAAAAGGUAAAAUGCCCACCACAGAGCCAUCCUCAAUAAUAAAUUGAAAGCCAGGCAAAAAUUACUACCAGCCUGAAUACCACACAGUCAUCCAUAAGACUUAUAUGUACAUG
Branchiostoma belcheri (Belcher's lancelet) is the source of this 2656-nucleotide messenger RNA. RefSeq names its product chondroadherin-like. Gene Ontology annotation, molecular function: protein binding. Bases 706 to 2331 code for a protein of 541 amino acids. The transcript has 3 exons. The record is from RefSeq and is a predicted model, not a curated record. Lineage: Eukaryota; Metazoa; Chordata; Leptocardii; Amphioxiformes; Branchiostomatidae. Gene Ontology annotation, cellular component: extracellular matrix.